Hibiscus syriacus is the source of this 588-nucleotide messenger RNA. Its product is annotated as zinc finger protein GIS3-like. The transcript has a single exon. The record is from RefSeq and is a predicted model, not a curated record. Gene Ontology annotation, biological process: trichome morphogenesis; gibberellic acid mediated signaling pathway; trichome differentiation. Lineage: Eukaryota; Viridiplantae; Streptophyta; Magnoliopsida; Malvales; Malvaceae. Gene Ontology annotation, cellular component: nucleus. The coding region runs from base 1 to 588 and encodes 195 amino acids. Gene Ontology annotation, molecular function: DNA-binding transcription factor activity; transcription cis-regulatory region binding.
AUGGACACGUCAGGGAAGAAUGUUGAUGACGAACCGCAACCUUCGUCGACCUUGAAGCUUUUAGGUUUUAGAGUCAGUGCCGAAGGCGAAUUCCCCCCAAUUGUUCGUAGAAAUGUCAGCGAGUUCAGGAGAAUUGAGUGCCAAUUUUUUCACAGAGGAUUCGCAAAUUCUCAAGCUUUGGGUGGGCAUCAAAAUGCGCAUAAAAGAGAACGACGAGCCAAACAAGGUUCAUUUUUCAGUCACUAUCAACGAUUUGUGACUACGGGACUGGUUAUCUCGCGGCAUUCAGCUCGGUCGAGGCGGUUGAUUUAUGGCAGAGGGUCAACAAGCUUGGGUCCAAGGGGUGGCUUGUCAACAGCAGCAGCACCAUCUUUUCCAAUGCUAACCCUAAGGGAUCCUUGUCCCUUUCAUGUUGGAAGUGGGGCGCAACAAGGUCAGGGUCAGGGACCAUUUCAAGUACAAAUUCAUGAAGUUGGCGUGGGCUCAACGUCGGAUUCAUCAUCAGUGGCUAAGGAAGUAAACGAAGAAGAUGACAUUGAUCUCCAUCUGCGGCUAGCACCAUUUACUACUACUACCACAUCCAGAUGA